Plenodomus lingam JN3 is the source of this 288-nucleotide messenger RNA. The record is from RefSeq and is a predicted model, not a curated record. NCBI's taxonomy places the organism in Eukaryota, Fungi, Ascomycota, Dothideomycetes, Pleosporales, Leptosphaeriaceae.
AUGGUUGCCUACUUUGAGAACGCGGGAGACCGCCCCUUCAGCAUGAAUGCCGCUGCCAAAAUCGCGCAUGUAGACACAAUGCAUCCAAGAGCCAGAUCUGAUUCCCCGCCGCGCAGAGAACCGUUAAACCCUUGCCUGCUACUCUUCUACACCGGCGACGCGGAGCGUGGGUACACGGACACGAAGGACUUCUUGCUGCGUUACGGGAACAUCCUUUGUAGCGCGAAUCGAGAGCCGCAUAGGCUUGUCAGCGGAUUGGGGCGGUGUGCCACAAUAAAGAGCUACUAA